CUGUUUCCGAACAUCAUGGCGACGAUUGGUACUGUGAUGUUAUGGUCAGUAAUCUCGAUUGCAGCUUUACUUGCGAUCCUCUUCUCAGCCUUUUCGAUUUACUUGGCAUACCUCCAUUGGAAGUAUAGUCAUUUUCCUGGGCCAAAACGGGACAGCUUUUUCACUGGUAACUUGCCUUAUAUCAAGCGCGGGAUAGCGAAAGGACAAAUUUUUCCGGAAAUGGUCAUCGAACUCAACCGAAUUCACGGUCCAGUAAUUCUCUUAUGGAUUUUUCACAGGCCAGUCACAUUUGUGUCAGAUCCUGAACUCAUCCGGAAAUGUUUAAUUACACUUAAUCUGCCGAAAAAUCCUUUUGGAUACAUAAAUGUUGGAUACCCGUUUGGCUAUCGUAUGAUGGGACGUGGAUUAUUAACUCAAGUGGACCAUGAUGCUUGGCAGAAGCGAAGAGCACUCUUAAAUCCAGCAUUUCAUCGAAAAUACUUGAUGAAUUUGAUGAAUUCGUUUAACGAAAGCUGUGACUUAUUUCUGGAAAAGUUAGAUAAAAUGGCUGACGGAAAAGCUAUAGUGGACAUGGCGGAUGAGUUUGCAAGAGUUACUCUAGAUGUCAUCGGAAAGGUGGGUAAUUACGAAUAAAUGUACUUGCUAAAGGAAUUGGAACGGUUCCCAUCGAAGCUCAUUCUAUUCUUGACCACAGCCUUAUUCCCAAAGGCAUCUGUUGUUUCUGUUAAAGAACUGUAGGCAGAGUAUGAAAGUAUGGGGUUUUAACCCUUUACACCUUAACAGAAGAAUUCAUAUUCUCCAUACUGUUCUCUGUACAUUUACUAAAGUGCUGACAAGGAGAAUUUGUUCAUCAAUCAAGAGUUUCUUUAGUAGGUGAUCAUUUCCUUUAUUCUCAUGACAGUGUGUGAUUCAGUGGUGAUAUUGUGAGGAGAAAUAAGAUGCUAAUCACUCUUAGAGAAUAACCCUCUAACUCCCAAGAUCAGAUUGUUAAUUCUCCCCUGUAACAGCUUCACAUUUCCUUGUAAAUUAGUUAUGAGAACUUGGUGCUAGAUCAAGGUAGCAACUUCUACCUGAUAAGUUUGAAUAUUCUCAUUACCUGUUUGCUGAAGAAUGUAUGGAUACUGUAGGGAGAAGUUUUUGUUGAUCACUUCUGGGAGUUAAAGGGUUAAAGAGUUAAGGAAAUCUUGCCAAGGAAUUUGCACAGUACUCAAUCAUUGCCGCUUUAUUCCUGUUGCUCAGUAAAACGUAGAAGAUUGAAUUGAUGAAUCAUUCAACUGAUUCUUGUUUCAAAGGCAACUCCUCUCAAAGCUAACUGAUGAGUUUUAAAAAGUACUGCAGUUGACUUAAUCAGUCUGGUUGAACACAAGUGCAUGAGGAAGCAUAGAUAGCAGGAACCCUUUUUUUCUACUGUGGAUGGAGUAGUCUACCACAAAUUAAGAUGACCACAAGUACCUAGUUAUAAAUCAGUAAAUCAUUCAUCCCUUGAGGUUGCUCCAAAUUCUUGAGCUUCAUUGGGCAUUUUUCUAAGCCAAUACAAUUUCCAAAAGAUUGUGCUCAUAAUAUAUCUAAGGCCUAACAAACAUUUUCUCUAAAAUCAAAAUCAGGUUGCAUUCAAUGUGGAUCUUGAUGCAGUCCAAGAUGCCAACAGUCCAUUCCCAUCAUCUAUUUCAAAAUCUCUCAAAGGGAUGCAAGAUUGUUUUCGGAUGCCGUUUUGGAGGAUAUCUGUAACAACAUUUCCUUAUCAAAGGAGUGUGAUCAAAGCAGGCAAAUUCAUCCGUGAUUUUGGAAGGAAGGUCAUUCUUGAACGUCAAGAAGCUAUUUUACGAGGAGAAGAUACACCACCUGAUAUCCUUGCACAUAUCUUGAGUGUCAAAGCAAAAGAACCAAGUAUUACAAUUGAAGAUAUGGUUGAUGAGUUUUUCACAUUUUUUGUGGCAGGUGGGUGAAUAGCUGCCUUAAUUAUCCACUGGUUCACCUUAUAAGUUUGCAUAUUCCCUCAAAUGUUUUUUUUACAUUUCAUAUGGUUGUAACUUAGAGAAUUAGCUAAAGCUCUUUAAAUUAAUGACCAUCUCCUAAAGUCCUAAGACUUAAACAUUUGAUUCAGUGGGGAUGCUGUCCGAUGAUUUAAAUGCUACAUAUUCCUAGGGAUUAAAGGGUGUAACUAGAAAAAUUAUGUGGAUCCAACGGGAAUGAAGAGCGCAUCUUAAACAUAACAAGUUAAAUUCUGUACUUGAGUCAAGAAGUCCAUCUGGUUGGAGCUUAUCCCAGCUUCCCUUAAAUGAAGCAAUUAGGAGCAUGACUACUCCCCCCUGGAUGGGAUGGUAAUCCAUGGCAAGGUUACUUCAGCAUUUCAUCAGGCUUCCCUAACAAUUUGCCAUGACCCAUUUAUACUCCUGGGUGGAGAGAGGUAUUGAAAGAGUGAAGUAUUUUGCCCAAGAACUCAACCUGACCCACAGUCCAGUGCACUAACCAUCAGUCCACCACAUUUUCCUUGCCUUAAAGAUGAUAAACUGUAAUUAGAGAAUAUUAAGUUGAAGCGCAAUGGCCUCAUGGUUAGUGCGUUUGACUCCGGAUCGGGUGGCCCUGGCCGGGUCAUUGUGUUGUGUUCUUAGGCAAAACACUUUACUCUCACAGUGCUUCUCUUCACCCAAGUGUACAAAUGGGUACCAGCAAAAUAUGCUGGGGGUAACCCUGCGAUGGACUAGUAUCCCAUCCAGGGGGGAGUAGCAAUACUCCUAGCCGCUUCAUGCUAAGAAAACCGGAGUUAAGCACCGGCCCCAUGGGCCACUUGGGCCCAUAUCAAGGUUUUACUUUUUAGAGAAUAUUAAGACAUAAACAAAAUUUGAAAAUACAGAAAUUCCUAUUGGCUGUUUGUGUUUACUGGUAGCAUCACAUAAAACUUUCCACAUUCUGGAAGCACUUUCAGGAAAGCUCCCAUGGCCACAUAGCUCUGCAAGUGAUAGAAUAGAUCCUCUUAGAAAUGCAUAGACCAACAUUGAUACUCAACUGCACAACAGUACAAAUCAUUCAUGGACAGUGUGUAUAUUUUUUUUAAUAAGUGAUAAUGUCUCAAUGAUAGGUCAGGAAACUACAUCCAACCAGCUGUCAUUUACUCUCCAUGAGCUACUGAGGCAUCCUGAUAUUGAGGAGAGGUAUGAAAUAGUGAGUUACAACUGUAAGUUUUGCAUCAUCAGUGUGUGAUCUGUUACAUAGACUUUCUGACAGAGGUACUUUUGAGGUACGUGAGGUACAAUUAACACAAGAUAAAUAAGUUUUAAGGAGCAAACUGGCUGGUGUGGACCAUAAACUAACCCUUAAAACCUGUUUUUAAGUAUACUUACUAUAAGUCACUUCUUUUAUUAUACACAGUGCAGGGUGCAUUUCACUACUGUUACCAUUCUAGAAAAGAGAGGCAAAAAUUACAAAACCAUUUGAAGUGGCAUAUUUAACAACUAUUCACAGAAGUGGGAUUGAAUAGUUGUUUCAGUAUAUACUUAAGCAGUGAGAUAAUAUAGCAUAGAAAGAUGAGUUGAAUUCAUUUAUUCCUGCAAAAAUUACAAUAUUUUUUGGGCACAAAUCUGGCAUAGGUUGUGAUUAGCAUUUGAGGUAGAGUAGACAAUCAACACAAUACACUGUUUUAGUAUAUUCUAGUAGCAAAGAUCUAAAACACAUUACUGAAUAUUUAGUGAUUGUUCCCCUUAAAAUAAAGCAUAUAGUCAAUUUUAUUUUUAUCAUUUGCAGAGUAAAUCAAGAGAUUAGAGCUGUCCUUGGUUCACAUCAGUUUGUUGAAUAUAAAGAUCUUGGAAACCUCCAGUUCUUAAGUCAGACACUUAAAGAAGGAUUACGACUCCAUCCCCCUGCUGGGGGAACAAAUCGAACAACCGCAAAAGAUGAAGACAUUGGUGGCUACAUCUUCCCUGCCGGCACAACAAUAAACAUGAGUAAUUUUGUAAUGCACCACCACCCAGACUCAUGGAAAGACCCAUAUAAAUUUAAUCCUGACAGAUUUUCACCCGAGACCAAAGAUGCAAUUCCACAGUCUGUGUACUUCCCUUUCUCAUUUGGCCCACGCACUUGUAUUGGACAAACCUUUGCACAGUUUGAGGCCCGAGUGCUUAUGGCAAGACUUCUACAGCAGUUUGAGUUGAGUCUCUGUCCUGGACAAGAUGAGAUAAAAUAUGAGGAGAACUUGACACUGAGGCCCAAAGGGGGUUUGCUUUGUACACUCAAACGGAGAAACGAAAACUAAACUAAAAGGGAGCUAAAGAAAUCCCAAGUGUUUUUACAUAAAGGAGAAACCUCUACAUAUGAUAAAACAGAGAUAGAAAAAAUUUUUUAAAACCUGGGAAGUGGGGUGGGGUAGGUAAGGACAUCGAAAUCAGGGUCAUUAUUAACCCUUUAAUUCCCAUGAGUGACCAAAACAGAAUUUCUCCUUACAAUAUUAAUACAUUAUCAAGCAGACAAGUGAUGAGAAUAAAGAAAAAUAUUAAUUAGGGGAUUAUUAGUUGAUCCAAUACCAAAUUCUCUAAGUUAACAUCACAAGAACUAUUUGGCAGACAGUAAGGAAAAUUACUUAUGAGAUCUUGGGAGUUAAAGGGUUGUGGUGGGGUUGAAUGUGCACUGUUUCAUUAACAAAGUCAAAUUAACUUUUAUUGUAUUUCUCCAAGUGUUUUGCUCCAGCAUUUUCUACUUUCACUGAAGAGAAAGUUAUUUUGUUGCUGUUUCUUUUUUCUACUGUUUACUUAAUUAAGUAGUAUUUUUAUUCUACAGGUUUUUCUUUUUUUUUCUUUUUUGUAUUCAGCUAUGAUAGUCUAUCAGCCAUUAUGGUGUUCUGCCUUCAAGAAUGAAUGCUUAAUGAAAACAAUGAAAAACUCCCUAGUUUUGGCCCCCUAGUUUUACAUACAAGUUUUACUCUCUCAAAUGAUCUGCCUAGAAGAAAGAAUUAUUAUUAGUUGUCUAGCCUUAUCGCAAUUAUUGUAUCUUUAAAGAAGUUUGCUUGACCAUAACUAUUCACUCCAAUAAAAUUAUUUUUCAAACCUUCCCUAGUCCUGUGCUGUCAAUACUCACCC
Molecule: messenger RNA, 5069 nt
Organism: Pocillopora meandrina
Lineage: Eukaryota; Metazoa; Cnidaria; Anthozoa; Scleractinia; Pocilloporidae
Source: the annotation of a GenBank genome assembly